Molecule: messenger RNA, 1394 nt
Organism: Sapajus apella (tufted capuchin)
Lineage: Eukaryota; Metazoa; Chordata; Mammalia; Primates; Cebidae
Gene: EMG1
Product: EMG1 N1-specific pseudouridine methyltransferase
Exons: 6
Coding region: 492-1226 (244 amino acids)
Biological process (GO): rRNA base methylation
Cellular component (GO): nucleolus; small-subunit processome
Molecular function (GO): rRNA (pseudouridine) methyltransferase activity; rRNA binding
Source: RefSeq, a predicted model, not a curated record
GCGGACACCAUAGGCCACGGCGCCAGCCCCCAGCAGCAGCUUCAGCGCGGUGCCCAUGCCCCGCGGCCCGGCGGGCAGCCGUCCCGCCAAGUCCUUCAAGUUCUGGGCCAUGUCUAAUCUUGAGGCUGGCGGCACCAGAAGUGAGAAGGGGGUGCCGGCCCGCCUCUACCCGACUCCAGCUUAGGUACUGCACCCUUCACACGAGGGCUCGGACCCGUAAUGCUGGUGAAAGAAAGGGCACCGGAAGUGCGCUCCCUUCGAAAUCCUCCCCCAGAGCCCACUACGGACCCGAACUUCGCGCACAGGAAUCGCGCAUCCGGAAGUCCCGCCCCUUUCUGGAAGGCUGCCCUCCCAGGGAGGGCAGCGCAAGACCGCAAGUCUUCGCCAUUUCCAAGCCCACUUUCAAAAUGGCAGCCGGAAGGAAAUUUGUGAUUAAAAGCCGCGGGGUUCUCCUUUACGAGUGCUAGCGCAACUUCCGGUCUGGUUGCAAGAUGGCCGCGCCCAGUGGUGGAUUCAAGCCUCGUGAACGAAGCGGUGGGGAGCAGGCAGAGGACUGGGAUGCUGUGGCCCCCAAGCGGCCCCGAGUCGGGGCAGGAAACAAGAUCGGAGGCCGUAGGCUUAUUGUGGUGCUGGAAGGGGCCAGUCUGGAGACAGUCAAGGUAGGGAAGACAUAUGAGCUACUCAACUGUGACAAGCACAAGUCUAUAUUGUUGAAGAAUGGACGGGACCCUGGGGAAGUGCGGCCAGACAUAGCCCACCAGAGCUUGCUGAUGCUGAUGGAUAGUCCCCUGAACCGAGCUGGCUUGCUGCAGGUUUAUAUCCACACACAGAAGAAUGUUCUGAUUGAAGUGAACCCCCAGACCCGAAUUCCCAGAACCUUUGAUCGCUUUUGUGGCCUCAUGGUUCAGCUUUUACACAAGCUCAGUGUUCGAGCCGCUGAUGGCCCCCAGAAGCUUUUGAAGGUAAUUAAGAAUCCAGUAUCAGAUCACUUUCCAGUUGGAUGUAUGAAAGUUGGCACUUCUUUUUCCAUCCCGGUUGUCAGUGAUGUGCGUGAGCUAGUGCCCAGCAGUGAUCCUAUCGUUUUUGUGGUGGGGGCCUUUGCCCAUGGUAAGGUCAGCGUGGAGUAUACAGAGAAGAUGGUGUCCAUCAGCAACUAUCCUCUUUCUGCUGCCCUCACCUGUGCAAAACUUACCACAGCCUUUGAGGAAGUAUGGGGGGUCAUUUGACAGUAGUAGAACCUGUUCUGAAACCAGAAACUGUUGAUGUCACAUCCUUGGCCCCUGGUCUGAGCUGACUGCUGGAAGAUGAUCUUUCUGCACUGAGACUGUGGAGUUUGGGGAGCCAAGGCUGUACAUUUGCUAUUUGUUUAUCCUAUGAAUACUGCUCUUGCAAAC